Molecule: messenger RNA, 1453 nt
Organism: Hydra vulgaris (swiftwater hydra)
Lineage: Eukaryota; Metazoa; Cnidaria; Hydrozoa; Anthoathecata; Hydridae
Molecular function (GO): ATP binding; ATP hydrolysis activity
Source: RefSeq, a predicted model, not a curated record
UAAAUCGUUAAAUUCGUUUUGAUGACCCUCCAUCCAAGUGAUUUUUCAAAAAUUAAACUUGCUUUCAGCUUAACAUGUUUUUAGAACUUUGUUUAAUAAAGCAGAAUGCCGUGUAGCAACGUUUUUAAGUAUAAACCUUUAAGUUGUUUAAAUCUUUGAUUUGAGUUUAAAAGUUGAUUGAAAUGGCGGAAUACUUUGGAAAACUAGAAGAACUGAAAGGUGAAGACGUUUAUAAAUACAAUAAUGAUAUCUUAAAAGAAGCACAAAGAUGCGGUUCAAUACCAGUGUUGCUAUUUUUUUGGAAGAAGUAUCAAACGUAUCCAAGGACAAUGGAGUCGCCGUAUGAUAUUCAACCGUAUAUACCUUACGAUUUAACUGUGAAGUUACUUAAAGAAAAAUACAAUCACUCUAUAGAAAACGAUUUGAUCACAUAUUUCUAUAAUUCACUGCAUAAACUUAUGUACGUUAAUAACCAUGUGUUUGAACUAACAGAGGGCGUUAUCGUUUACUUUUCCGGUGGAAUGCUUGUUUCUUCGCUUGACGGUGAAAACAAAGUUGAAUACAAGAUUGAAGCUUCUCAAUUACAUCACGUGUUCAGUAAUUAUAAAAUCUUUUUUCUCCCGGGAAAAGAGAAUGUUGUAAUGGAAUUUAUUGAAUCCAUCACAUUUUUAAAAAGCAAAGAAGUAGUCCCCGAAGCAUGUUUACAAAUGAUAUGUAAAAAUCAAUACGGUUUUUAUUUGACGGCAAUAAAAAUCAAAAAACCAGUGAUUACUGAUAUGAAGCUUCAUUAUGGGGAGGAAUUUGAAAAGGUUCAUGAAACUAUUUUAGCUGGGUUGAAACAGGAAUCUGCACACGGAUUAAUAUUGCUACACGGUUUACCUGGUAGUGGAAAAACACAUUAUAUUCGUUAUUUGAUUCAGGAAAUAACUGACAAACAAUUAAUUUAUGUCCCACCUGACAUGACAGCAACCAUAUCAUCACCUGACUUUUUACCGUUUAUGCUCCAAAACACCAAUUCUAUUUUAAUUAUUGAAGAUGCUGAGAACAUAAUCAAGUCCAGAGAUUCAAAAGAAACAACAACGCAAGCUGUCGCUAAUUUAUUGAAUUUAUCAGACGGUCUUCUUGGGGACUCGCUUCAUCAGCCAAUAAUUGCUACAUUUAAUUGUGAAUUAAAUGCAAUUGAUCCGGCACUGUUGAGAAAAGGUCGUUUAAUUUCACAAUAUGAAUUUGGAAAGCUAACUAUUGAAAAUGCACAAAAAUUGUCGGAUCAACUUGGUUUUACAACAAAAAUUUUAGAAUCUAUGACACUUGCCGAUAUUUACGGACAAGAGAAGUGAAUUAAAUAGAAUUAGCUUAGUAAAACAAUUUCAUUAAAAAUUCAGUAGUAUUUAUAUAUUUGAUUUUUUGUAGUAAAAUUAAUAUUGGAUACGAAAUAACUUUAUUAGAAAAUUGA